Aplysia californica (California sea hare) is the source of this 1676-nucleotide messenger RNA. RefSeq names its product interleukin-17B. Gene Ontology annotation, molecular function: cytokine activity. Lineage: Eukaryota; Metazoa; Mollusca; Gastropoda; Aplysiida; Aplysiidae. The record is from RefSeq and is a predicted model, not a curated record. Gene Ontology annotation, cellular component: extracellular region. The transcript is spliced from 6 exons. The coding region runs from base 420 to 980 and encodes 186 amino acids.
UCCACGAGAUGUCUUUAAAACCCGAGCGAAUGGACAUGCUGUCCACAUGAAACAGCCACGGACCGGCGACGUAUUGGUUUGUGUCAGCACACACGGAAAAGAGAGAAUGGGUUCGCUGUUAGGUUAGAAUACAGAUUGCGUCUUUUCUUCAGGUCAUUUUCAACUACCCCUGACUCUUCAAAAAAGAAUACAGCAACCAAAAACGAUUUUUAAACCCUAAACUAAAAGGAUUCUAAACAGAAAAAAAGAAAAGAAAGACAGAAAGAAAGAAAGGAAGAAAAAAGUAAGGAAAAGAGAAAACACUUGGGAGCUCGUAAGAACCAAGGAAAAUCAACGUCAACCAAAGUAGUAAGCCUAACCAAAAGACAGGUGGUUUUUCUUUCGUUCUGCUGUUUAUCGUCUGACCCAUCGCCACCGCCAUGUUGCCCUCUCUCCAUAUUUCCCAGACACAGGUGUCUUUACUGCUGAAACUGUCAAUAGGUCUGCUGCUGUACUGCGCAUGUCGACUGACCUCUGCAGGUCGACCAGGUUCUCUGGGGCGGGCCCAACAGUGUCGAGAGUCGGACGAGAACCUGGCAGCUUUCGUGGCUCAGCUCAACAACAUCAGCUUCCGGCCGUCCUCCGGGGAGCCAAACACGAUCCGAUUCCAGCACGACCUCAACAGCGACUGCCCCUCGAGGUGGGGAGCUAUCUCCAACGACGGUCUUCACAACAUCUCGCUCUGUCCCUGGACCUAUCAUAUAAACACUGACUACAAUAGAUACCCCAAUGACAUCCUGUACGCUAGGUGCUCGUGUGGUUGGUGUUCCAGUCAGCUGAGUGUCGGUCCAAGGUCCAGAUGCUACCCACUCUACCACUCGUACCAGGUGAUACGGCGAGAAUGCGACAGAGGGCAAUACAGAUACACGUACACACACGAGAGCCUCCCCAUCGCCUGUGUCUGCUCGCACCACGCUGCCAGUGUUGUGGACAUCGAAUGACCUCGGCCUCGUCUCAACGACCUUGGCCUUGCAGAACGACUUAUGCCUCGACUUUUGGCGAUAAGGAAAACGAGAGAAAUUAUGAAUUGGAGAAGUGGACUGGACUGUUUAGGAGUGACAAGAUGGCACAAGUCUACAUUAAUCUGAGUCUUAUCUUUUUCUUUUUAGUAGACAUAAAUAUCUCGUUAGGGUCAGUCCAUAAACGCUUCAGUCAUUUUUGUUUUUAAUUUUGAGAUCAAGAAUAUUAUUAAGGAAAAAAGAGAACGCCCGAAUGAUAACCACAACUGGGGCAUUUGAUAAAAUUAUUGUUCCAGUUAAAAACUAAAAAGGAAAUAACGAAAAAGAAACAAAAUAUACUGCACAUACUGCACAAAGCCCCUUGUGCCUUAAUUCGAACACAUGCUUUAUCUUGAAACCCCUAGAAACCGAUUGGGCGAUUGUGGACUGAUGUUGACGACGAUAAUAAACUAUAUCUCUAUUAUUAAAGCGCUCACUGUUAUAAUGUUUAAGAUACCAGGACCGUGCUGCACCCUUAUCUUAAUCUUAGUAUCAUUAAGAGUUUAUGAACUAAUUUGUGUGGUAUAUUGGGUAUAACUCCAUAAGCUGGAUGUAAUUCCUUCCAUUUAACUGAUCUUAAUUCGCAAUUAGUAGCACAUGAAAUAUAUUUAUUCAAUACAAUACACAUAUCAAGGUAAA